AUGCUCUUCAUUGUAGCACUUUUGAUUCAAUAUGCAGCUGCAGGUUCUGUUUUUGCGCAUUAUAUGGUUGGUACAAUCACCCAAGACCAUGCAAGCACCGAUAUCGACGACGCCAUCUCUGUGGGACGUGAUGCCUUUGCGCUCAAUGUCAUAAGCCUAGAGAACUGGUCCACCAACGCUGUCAGCUCACUUUUCAACGCCAGCUCAGGAACAAACUUUAAACUAUUCUUCAGCUUUGACAUGACGCAUUUCACCGACCCGUCGCAAUUCUUGCCCCUUCUCGAACAAUAUGUCGGGCAUGAAAACUAUUUCCUAUAUGACAACAAACCAUUCGUGAGCACGUUUGACGGCGGGUCACUCACAUUCGGCGCUUCAGACCCUAACUCCAGCUGGAUGAAAUACUUUAAGAACAACCUUAGCACCGCAGGCAUAGAUGUUUUCUUUGUCCCUAACUUUGAUGAUGCAGCCAACUAUCCAAGCGGGUUUUUUGAUAGCUUCACAGUUGUAGAUGGUGCAAUUUCAUGGGAAUUUGUUUGGCCAAAUGGGAAUGCUGGUAAAGCAAAUGUCAGUGACAGCGUCGACUCGACCAUGAUCAGUGAAGUGCAUACGGCUGGGAAGAUAUACAUGAUGCCUCUAUCGGCAUUCCAAUUCAAGCAUAUCGACACAUCUCAAAACUGGUACCGAAUCGGCGAAAUCAAUCUCAAUGACGCUGGAGAGGGCCAUUACAUCGGAAAUUUCUUGAACGAGUCACUGGGCAACAGCGACGUCAGGAGUUACGUUGAUGGCUUUGAUUACGCGGGCUGGCAGCAAGUAAUCCCUCCUUUUAUAUCAGCGUACAAAAGCGGUGCUACAGAUCCGAGUCAGAUCACUUCUUCUUCAAUGACAGCAGGAGGAGGUAGUGGCAAGCUGGUUGGAGUGAUGUGGUAUCGCACGCUUUUAACAACAGCAUCAUGCUCGAACGACUCGCUCGGGAAACCCGAUAACUGGGAGAACGCACAGGAUGCUAUCAACUAUGCUGUCAUAUUACCCGAUUUGACAAAUGGUGAUAACUAUGGAAGAAAUUAUACGAUCAAUGUCUAUAGCAAUAACGAUAUGAUUGGUUCAUUUGCUGGAACUUUCGGCCUUAAUGGCGGUACGGUCCUGGGACUCGCGGCUGGUAGUGCAGAGAGUCAACGUGUUGAAGUUGUGGAAAGCUCCAAUGGGGUGAAUGCAACAACAGUCCUUAUUUCAAAGGGCAAGAAAGAUGUUCUCUCUGAGACGUCGGGGAUCUGUAAUUAUAAUUAUGAAGUUGUCGCGAUGUCUUGA
Molecule: messenger RNA, 1305 nt
Organism: Talaromyces atroroseus
Lineage: Eukaryota; Fungi; Ascomycota; Eurotiomycetes; Eurotiales; Trichocomaceae
Exons: 4
Coding region: 1-1305 (434 amino acids)
Molecular function (GO): glucan endo-1,3-alpha-glucosidase activity
Source: RefSeq, a predicted model, not a curated record